AGGACCACAGAGAGAGGAGCGAUAAAGAAGGACUCAGUGAAAAAGACGGAGACAAAGGAAGUUUGCAACUGAGAGGGAGACGUUAAUGUGGGAUUUCCACAAUGUCAAAGCUGAAGGAGACCAAAGACGGCUCCCCAAAGAGCUCAAGCAAGAUCAGCAAGUCCCAGGCCAGCAACUUGGCUCUGCUGAUCGCCAAGAUGCAAACCAAUGCCGACCAGGUAGAGAAGGACAUCCUGAAGUCAGAAGAGAUGCUGGCUGUGGAUGCUGAAAAUGAAAAGAGAGAUCUCCCCUUCCAGCAUCAAAGUCAGAUAUCGACCAAACUGUCCCAGGCAGAGAACCUGCUCAAAGACCUUUUUCUUGACGUUGAUAAGGCCAAGAAGCUCAAACACCCGCAGGCCAAAGAGAUUAAGAGAGACAUCAUCCACCUUCACGAGCGAUGGUUGAAGGACUGUUCCUUCUACAGAGACGUCUAUGACCAGAUAGACGAUGUGUCAUUGCUGCCCAGAAUUAACUGGGGGCCCAUUUUGAAUCAGAAGCAAAAACAGUUGGAUGCGGAGGACUAUGGUCCAACCAUGGUGGAACUGGAGAAGCAGAUCGGCGCUCACAACAUCUUUCAUAAAGAGAUCAAAGCUUACAGCUCCCAGCUUUGUGUCAGCUCAUCUGGCAGCAAGGAGAAAUAUGCCAUCUUUAAGAAACAAUAUAGCAACCUGCUUGACAACUCCAAGUGGCGCCGCCACUACCUGAACAGCCUCUACGAGUACAUGCAGGGCUGCAUGAAGGAACUGAACUUCUUUAAAGAAGAGCAGGACAAGAUCACAAAGCAGGACUGGAGCGACCAUAUGGUGGAUCCACCGCAUCUUCGUAGGCAGUAUGAGAAUUUUAAAAACGAUGGUCUUUUGAUCCAUGAGAGUGAAGUGAUCAGACUCCAGGACGAAGGUAACCGACUCAUCGAACUGAACCACCCAGCCAGUGAAAUAAUACAGACCCAUUCUGAGGCUGUAAGGAACGAGUGGCAGAAGUUCCUUAAUCUCUGCAUUUGUCAGGAAACCCAUCUGGACAAUGUCGAUGAAUUCAAAAAGUUCAAAACAGACACAGAGCAGCUGUCAGAGACACUGACUCAACUCAGAAGAACCCUGGACCCAAAGUCGGUCAGUAAGAACAGUCAGUCAAGGACGCUUCUGCAGCUGGAGGGAGAGGAAGCAAUUGUGCAGGACUGUGAAGAACAGCUGAGUGACCUGAAGAUACGAAGUUCAACCAUCUCUCCUCUGAAACUGCGUCGAAUCUCCUCCCCGGAACCCUUAACAGUGGAGUCUGUUUGUGACUGGGAAACAGACCAGGCUUCAACAUCAAGAGGGGAAACGUUUACUCUGAAAUCCCUCUCUGGUGAUCUCAACUGGGAUGUUAUCUCCGCUGAUGGAGAAACUAAAACUUUCCCAGGAGUUUGCUUCCAGAUCUUACCUCCUGACCCAGAUGCCAUUGAUAAAGUUGGCCUUUUGUGCAAUGACCUGGAAGAUAUCAAGAAAAGGAGAGAAGCUCUGGUAGCGUCCCUGGAUAACCACAGAUCAAAUUUCUCCGGAGCUCAACAGUCAGACUCCCCAGACCCAAGAUUAGCCGCUCUGGGCCAGCAGCUGGACCAGCUGGACGCAGACCUGGCCAGCAUAGAGGAGAGCAUGCUGAGCCGUCUGAGAACGCCACUGAGCCGAAACGAUCCGGCUGGAGAUCUGGCACAGAGGCUGAGGGAGCAGGAGCAAGCUGCCGAGGAACUCAAGGAUGUGGAACAGCAGAUCCAGUCAGCAGAGGCUGACCUACAGCCAUUGCUGUCUGAGGAUCCUAACAACACCUUGUCUGGACUGUCGCUUCAACUCAGUGCUGCUAUCAACAAGUAUGACAGCUUAACUGCGCUGGCGGACCUCUACGAUCAAAAAGCAAAUGCGUCUCUUAGCCUGGAGAGUCAAAUUCAAAGGGUGGAUGGCCUUGUUUCUGGACUUGAAAGAAAACUCAGUGAAGACGGUCUGAUUCCAGACAUAGCAAAUGCAAUUCAAACCCACGAGGAGGACAUUCAGAGCCAGCAGAGGUUUGCUGCAAGGAUCCAGGACGAUAUGAUAAAACUGGAUGAGGAUCUGGAGGCCACUGAGAACUUUUGCAGCUCUCUGCAGCAAGGCUACCAGGAGUUCUGUCCAGACAUCCAACGCCAGACGAGGGACGUCAAGCAGCUGCAGAGUCGCUACGCAAAUGUUACCAACCAGCUAAAGGAAAGAGAGAACAUUUUACAAGAGGCUUCAUCAAAGUACCAGGAGUUCCAGAGCUUGUGCAAAUACCUCCACUCUUCCCUGGACAACCUGCCAACAAAUAAUAUAAACACCAGUGAUGGAGUGUCGCAGGUGACGGCAAAGCAGAGCUCCCAAGAGAAAGUGAUGAAGUACCUGAAACAAAAGGAGGAGGAUGUGGACAGAGUUACCGCCAUCUCUCAAGAUCUGCAGAAUCUACUCAAUGAUUAUGAGGCGAAUGCUAAUAAAUACAACGGUACCCUUGAAGAUAUUGGAAUGACUCUUCCAAAAAGGGUUCAAAUGCUCACACUGGUUGAUGCCAUUGAGAACGAGGAGAAAAAAUUGGUGAACCGUUUUGCAGAAGCAACAGCAGAAAACACUCAACGCCAAAGACACAUGGGCUUGGCUAGGAAUCUCAUUUAUCAAAAUGAAGAAGUUGUUCAGAUGGUGUCACAGCAGCAGGUGGAGCUUGAAAACCAUCAAAAAAGUGGCUUUGAAGUAGAUGGCUUGCUAAAAGAACUAGAGGAAGAGAAGGAGAGGACGGUCCGUGCCCACAUGGAGCUAAAAACUUUAAAAAACAAAAUGAUGUCCAUCAAGAGUCAGGGGAGCUUUGAGGAGACAGAAGUACUGCAGUACUACCGUGAUCCUAAACUGGAAGGUGAUCUGGCUCAUUUAAAGAACAAACUUAACAAUGAAGUCCUGAGGCGGAGCUCAACCCAGUCAGAGAUUGAAGCAAUAAACAAGAAAAUAAGUGAGCUCCAGGACGCCCUUAAACACAUGUCCCCCAGACUGGUGACUAGAGAGGUAAUAGAGCUUGAAGUAGAUCCUCAGCUGGAGGAAGAGGCCGCCAAGAUGCGACACGAGAUAGCAAAAACUAGACAUGAAAUCCGAAUGAAAGAAAGAGAGGAAGUCCAAAUGAAGAAGGAAGUCACAGCUUUGCAGCAGAAUGGAUCACCAAUCAAAGAGAGAUUAUUUGGUAGUGAAGGACAGAAUGGCCAAACAUUCAAUGUAUUAAGAACAUUUGAGGCUGACAUUUCUGAGGAGAAAAAUAAAUGCAGGCUUCUCCAUGAUGAAAUCUUUCAGAUAAGAAAUCAGAUAAACACACUUGAAAAGCUUAUUCCGAACAUUCAGUCAAAAGCCCUUUCUAGGGAGGUAAGAAGGGUUGAGCAAGACCCUGAACUUCUCGCAGAAUUCAGCAAGCUCCAAACAAGCUUGGAGGAAGAGAAGUCUGAAAACAGCUUUUUGUCCAAGGAAAUAUUGGAGCUACAGAAACGCUACAGAGAGGUUCAAGACAGGACGGCAGGUUUCGAGGUGAAAGAAGUUGUAAACGAGAUCUAUGUAACCGACCCUAAUACAGAGAUGGAGAUUACUCGUCUUCGAAAAAAAAUCGAGUAUUCAGAUGUACAAUUUGCUGAUCUUAAAAAUGAGAUUGCAGCGGUAACUGUUGAUUUGAACAGGCUUUAUUCAGAGAAACCAAGAGUAGAGCUCAAAGAAGUUCUCCAAGAGGUGGUGAAAGAGGAAACAAGCCCUGAAAACAAGCGAGAGAUCCAAAGGCUUAAUGAUCAGGAGAACCGCCUGAGCAGCCAGUGUACAUCCCUCCAGGACCAAGUUAGACAACUGCAUAAAGAGAGAGACGAAUGGAAGGAGGAAAAGUCAAAAAUAGAGACCCAAAUUGUCUCCAGAGAUGUAAUCAAGUAUGAGCCAGAUCCACUGCUAGAGAAGGAAGCUGACCGUUUGCGCAGGGCCGUGCGAGAGGAAGCACAAAUAAGGCGAAAUAUUGAGGAGAUGGUUUUUGACCUACAACACAAAUACAUUCUGUUGGAGAGACAGAAACCAGAAGAGAAACUGGUUGUUCAGGAGGUUGUACGCCUUAAGAGGGACUCAAGGCAAGUAGAGGAAUAUGAUAGGCUCAGCAGGAGGCUGGAUGAAGAAGUAAAGAGUCGUCGUCAGUUGGAUCUAGAGGUACAGCAACUAAGGACCAAGUUGGAAGACAAAGAGUGUACUUUAAGGGAGAGUGAUGAGCGCAAAAAAAGGAUUCAAGCUGAAUCAAAGCUUAAAGAGAUCCGACUACGCAUCACACAACUGGAAAAUACCCCACAUUCGGUUGAGGAGAGUGUAGUAGUUGAGGAAGUACUGAAGAUUGAAAGAGAUCCAAAGCUGGAGAGAAUGACAAAUGGUUUGCGUUUUGAUAUGGAGAAGGAAACUCACAAUAUUUUGCGCCUACAGAGGGAAAUCCGUAAUGUCAAUUUAAAGCUUCAGAUUCUGCAGAAAGAGAAGUCUAAUGAAAAGACAGUGUACAAAGAGGUUGUUCGUGUGGAGAAAGAUCAAGCUCUUGAAGCUGAGAGACGUCGUCUGAGGGAGCAGGUGUCACAGAACAAAUUUGCCAGACAAGACAAGGAGGACGAAAUUAGACGUCUUAAUAACAAAGUCAACAUUUUGAUGAGCAAGAAAUCUAAUAAUUCAAGAGAUGAGGUAACUCUUAAUCUAAACAAAGAGGCCCUAUUAAGGGAAAAUAACAGUUUGACCAGAGAACUCAGGACUCUUGAAGCAAAGAAACACGACAUACAUCUCUCUUUCCAGCAACGCAGUCGACUGAUGAGUGAAAGAACACACAUGAGCAAAAAGAGAAGUCUGAAGAUGGAAUCGGAUGUCCAGCAGUUGGAGAGGCAGAUCUUGGAAGAGAAAGAUAAGAUUCAUCAACGGGACAGUACAAUCCAUGAGAUUCUGAUGCACCUACAGAAAGAGGAACAAGGGGAGACCAUGACCAAAGAAACCAAUGUCUCUACCAAAAUCACAAUUUUGGAUCCAGAAACUGGCAAAGACAUGUCUCCUUAUGAUGCCUACAUCGGGGGGCUGGUUGAUCGCCAGCAGUAUAUUCAACUGGAGGAGCUAGAAUGUGAUUGGGAAGAUGUAACCUCCGUGGGCCCUGAUGGAGAAACAUCUGUCCUACAGGAUCGUAAGAGUGGAAAGCAGUAUCCUGUCAGAGAUGCUAUUAAGGAAGGAAGACUAACAGAGUAUGAUUUACAAUUAUACAAACAAGGCAAGCUUCCUAUCUCAGAGUUUGCCCUUCUUGUUGCAGGUGAUAAGAACAAGCAAUCCAAAUUCAACUCAGACACCCAAAAGCCAAAUCCAUCAGUGAAAUCUCCAUCUUUAGACAUUACCUCUGCCAUUGAACUGCAGCCGAUUGCAGGAAUAUUGGACACAUAUACAGACACCUGCUUUACCAUCCACAACGCCACUUUGCAAAAGUUGAUUGACCCUAUCACUGCCCAAAGGCUGUUGGAGGCUCAAGCGGCAACAGGGGGCAUCAUCGACAUCAGUAAUAGUGAGAGAUAUAAGGUUCACAAGGCGGCACAAAGAGGUCUCAUUGAGGGUAGCCAAGUCCAAAGGCUGCUUAAUGCAGAGAAAGCUUUCACUGGAGUUGAAGACCCCAUGACCAAAGAACGUCUGUCUGUCGGAGAAGCCGUUCAGAAGGGCUGGAUGCCAAAAGAUUCAGCAAUUCGAUACAUGGAGGCCCAGCACCUGACGGGGGGGCUAGUAGAUCCCGCUACUGGUCGCAGAGUUGACGUUUGUGAUGCCAUUGGAUCAGAAAUGAUUGACGGCACAACAAUGAAGUAUCUGCAAAAUGAGGAAGGCUACAAAAAGGACAUCAUAGACCCUAUCACAAAGGAUAAGAUCAACUACAAGGAAGCUCUGAGUCAUUGUAAGAAAGACCCAGCGUCAGGCUUACCGAUGUUGCCUGCCUCCUCCAAAGAGUCUGAAUAUACCCCAGCAAACAACUCUUCAAAAUUUUUCCAUUUCUAAAUUCACUUUAAAUAAUACCACAAGUAUUUAAGAUGACUCAAACUUUCAUCACUUUUAUCUCAUCAAAGAAUUGAAGAAGGUCAAGUUUGAUAAUUUGACCAGAGUCAAUUUUAUGAGUUGGUAGGUAAAGAACAUAAACUUCUUCUGAGCAUCUAACUCUGAGGCCAUAAUGACCAUUGCAACAGUAUGCUAGGCACCGUAGGAACAGAUCAAGAAACCUAUAUCAAUUGGGUUUCAUUUAUUUAAAAGUUAGCAUGGAGGCAGAAGAUAUGGAGGAUAAAACAGAGAUAACUGUUGAGUGUAAAUGGUAUGCAGAACUGAACGGGAGCAUGCCAGACACAACCGAACCGCUCUAACAUGGUACUAGUUCAUCAGUAGGACUCGGCGCAGUUCAGUUCAGGUUCGGUUCUCAGAUAACAAAGAGUGCAUGAGCAGACCGUGUCAUCUUCUGACAGUUAGCCUCCGUAUUCAUGAAACUUCAGACAUUCAUAAAAAUACUAGCUUUUCUCCUGUGCCACAUGAUUUCCAGUGAUGAUUCUGCUUAGCAGUGUGAUGAAUCUCAACGUCUGUUGUUGUUUCCUGCGUCUGUAAGUCCCAAUUGGACUGUCGUUUUUUAAUAUCCACUACCAAACGCUGACAUUGUCAACUAAAUUCAACAAAGGCUGCCUUCUUCGCCUGACCCUCCGCAAACUUCCUGAAUGUUACGGGUGCCGCCAUGUUGGUUUGCUUGUUUAACUCUUGAGAGCAGUAGUACCUCAGACCGCCACUAGGAGGCGAGGAGCCAUGUUAGCGCUGUGUGUAAAUGGUCUUAAGGAACAGAGAUCAGCACUGUUAACUGAUCGAAGCUUGGCACAGGUCGGUUUUCAGAGGGUAGUGGAAAUGGGGCUAAUCUUUCUUGAUUGUACACUAGGCAGCUAGAGAAUCCUGAAAAAAAAUUGAAUCAUGAAAUUUGUUUAGAUCCUUUUUCACUUACUAAGCAUGGACAAAGUUUUAAUUGUCAAACUUACACAAAAAGACUAGCAAUAAUAGCUAGAGCAGAGAGAAACCAAGGCUGAGGAUGUGCGCAGAAGGAACCUGCUGUUUAUCAGUUGUGGUUUGUGGACGUAGAUUUAGACGGAAAUGUAGUGGAAGCAUAAUGGAGCAUUUGCUGAAAAACUGAGAAAGCAUGUUAUACAUUUGAAAGCUGAAGCAUAUCAAAACAAGGAGUUAAGAUGUAGAUCGCGCGUGUAAAUAAAAUACUAAGCGAUAUUCAGGUAGGUAUUUGGUACUGGUCAAGAUUGUUGAGGGUGUUGAUGAACCAACGUGGUUAAAAAUGGCUGUGGCUUUGUUUUUGGUUGAUGGCAGUCAAAAACUGAUAAUGCCCAUGUCAAUUCCUAGCAACAGCAAUAAUACUUAUGCAAGCUUGGAAUCCAGGGGUUGUAAGUUUAAAACCCACUCCCACAGACUGCCACUCUGGGUUUCUGAGCGAGACCCCAGAUUGCUCCCGGGCGCCCAACAAUGGCAGCCCACUGCUCCUCAAGUGGAUGGGUUAAACUCAGAGGUACAGGAAGUGGUGGCCUAGUGGUUAGGGCAUAGAGCUUGGAACCCUGGGGUUCUGUGUUGAAAACCCACUCCCACAGACUGCCACUCUGGGUUUCUGAGCGAGACCCCUGACUCCUGGGUGCCCUAUGAUGGCAGCCCACUGCUCCCCAAGUGGAUGGGUUGAAUGCAGAAGUAGAUAUCUCCAAUGUGAGAUCAAUAAAGUUCAAUUAUUAUUAUUAAAAUGAAGAUAGUCUGCUGCAUAAUGAAAAGCUUACAAGAUCUGUUAAUAAAAUAUGUAC
Molecule: messenger RNA, 7891 nt
Organism: Cyprinodon tularosa
Lineage: Eukaryota; Metazoa; Chordata; Actinopteri; Cyprinodontiformes; Cyprinodontidae
Product: envoplakin-like
Exons: 22
Coding region: 102-6071 (1989 amino acids)
Biological process (GO): wound healing; intermediate filament cytoskeleton organization
Cellular component (GO): intermediate filament; membrane; cytoplasm
Molecular function (GO): cadherin binding; structural molecule activity
Source: RefSeq, a predicted model, not a curated record